AUGGAUCUGGUAGACUUUUCCAGCUGCCAUGAAAAUCUCAGAAGCAACGCUAAUUGCUUUGAAACCAUUGAAGCACAGGAACAAUUUAAAGCUAAAUAUCUUCUGUUCCUUCCAUUCCUGAAGCCAAAAAAUAAUCAUUUAAGGCCACAAAUACUUUCAAAUAUAAUGACUUUAGAAAUGCAACCACAUCGCAAUUGUACAUUAAAUCUCUCGUUCCAUCAUGGCACCGACCAAAAAGAAGCGAAAAAAAACAUCGAGUCAUUGUUCCGAAAAUAA
This is a messenger RNA of Clunio marinus, 276 nucleotides long. Lineage: Eukaryota; Metazoa; Arthropoda; Insecta; Diptera; Chironomidae. The record is from the annotation of a GenBank genome assembly.